AUGUCUAGUCGAGAGCAACCCGCCGUCCCAAGGGCCAGUCUUUUGGGACUGCCUCUUGAGCUGCGCGAGCAGAUCUACCACGAAUACUUCACAGUCAAUGGUGGCUAUGUUUACGAUACAGAUUCCGGUAAACUUGUACAGGCCAACAGUCAGCCGAUUGACCUAUCGCUACGGUACACCUGCCGUGCAAUCGCACACGAAACCGGGCAGUAUCCGUUCACUCUCAACGCGAUUACAUUUUCGACUCUUUACAGGGAGGACUGGAGAAAACAAGCCAUAUGGGCUGACUACAUCAUGGAUCAUCACACCUCGUUCCAAGGUGCCAUGCUUGCUCGGCUGAAACGACGUAUUACACCCGAGAUGUACGAGGAUCCUGAUCAAAAGUAUUCUCAGUACAUUCCCGUCAUUAGAGAACGUCUAGCUAGAAUCAUAGCCUCCUGGGACCGUGCCAGGGACACGGUCCCUGACGAUGCGGAGGAGUCGGAGGAUUCCCGCGCAUUCAAGGCCCUCCGAGAGUUGAGACAGCCAGGUACCAGCGGGAGAUGGUGGGGUUCCACGGUCAUAAGCCAUAGUGAAACAGAUAAGACUAUCUUCUUUUCACGCGCGGCUGACUAUCUUCUACGGCGGGUGGCAGAGAAGGCCCCCCGGGAGUUUUCACAAGCUAUUGAGGAGAUUCUACCCGGCUGGGCUGAUUCACAUACUGUCUUGGAGUUCUUCAACCUGACCUUUGAUCCAUGGGCAAUACCACAGGUGUAUCAAUUGAGGGAGAAACUACCUGGGUAUACUGGUCCCGAGUACCAAUACCAGAAGAAGAUUCGGCUCUCUGCUGCCGCUGUUGCCAUUAAGUUCCUGGGUCAAAUCUCUCGGCAACAGAGACUCUGCAUAUCAAACCUCAUUUUAAAUGAAGAUAGGAAGGCUAUUAGCAGUCCUGAGUGCCAUGUCCUUGGUUUAAUCCCAUUCUUCCGAGAGAAUUCAAAGCUGAUAGUUGAACACCGGCUUAACCUAUGGCGAAACAUCCUACCCAAAAGUGCCAGGCUGGAUCGCUUCGCGAUGGCGUUAGAUGACCAAGGCCUUGACCUUCAGGGAUGGGAAGGUCCUCAAACGCAUCAAGUCCGGUCCUCUGAAAUCGCCAAAGGUGUCACCAAUAUCAUCAUGCAUAUCUCGAAAGCCUUGACAAAAGGCCUGCCUUCAAGGUCUUACUCUCUCACCAUUGACGGCGAUCCUGACUUGAACCAUGCAACUCGAUUCUUUUCCACAAUUAUGAAGCCUUUUAUCGUCUGGCUGACGGCCCAUUCGGACUGCGUCGCCCAAGGUCUUCUUUUGCCACCGGAGCAUUGCAACUAUCCAUUUGACACCAGAAACUCGGGCAAAGAGACGACAAUUCUGCGGUCGAACUUCACUCUUGACCAACCCUGGAAUUACGGCCAGAUCAUCGAAGAUAGCGAAUACCGCAUCAUUGGCAGGUCAUUGAGGUCAAUGAUGGAUUGCUCCGGCGGAUUUGAACCUGAAAUCGUCGACGUUUCCACUGAUAUACUCGACUGGAUGGAGAUCAAGAGAGAGAACUUCCUUAGAGAAGAGGUACCAAAGGACGUGGAUGGAGAGACCGCGGCUUAA
Fusarium tjaetaba is the source of this 1614-nucleotide messenger RNA. RefSeq lists its product as uncharacterized. Lineage: Eukaryota; Fungi; Ascomycota; Sordariomycetes; Hypocreales; Nectriaceae. Bases 1 to 1614 code for a protein of 537 amino acids. The transcript has 2 exons. The record is from RefSeq and is a predicted model, not a curated record.